Messenger RNA from Euleptes europaea (tarantolino), 2103 nucleotides. RefSeq names its product calcium release activated channel regulator 2A (gene CRACR2A). Lineage: Eukaryota; Metazoa; Chordata; Lepidosauria; Squamata; Sphaerodactylidae. The record is from RefSeq and is a predicted model, not a curated record. The coding region runs from base 1 to 2103 and encodes 700 amino acids. Gene Ontology annotation, molecular function: calcium ion binding; GTPase activity; GTP binding. The transcript has 17 exons.
AUGGACAGACCCUCUGCUUUUUCUGGGCCACAAGGAGAUCAAGCAGAGAGCAAAGCAGAGAAUGAAGACCCAGGAGCACAGCUGAACAUUUUCACCAAAGCACAGGAAUUCUUUCGGAUCUGUGAUGUGGAAGGCAAAGGGUUCGUAACUCGCCAUAACAUGCAGAGGCUUCAUAAAGAAUUACCCCUUAGCCCAGAAGAGCUGGAGAAAGUAUUUGAUACUCUGGAUGCAGAUGGCAAUGGUUCGCUUACUCCAGAGGAAUUCACCUCAGGAUUCAGCCAGUUUUUGUUUGGCCAAAAGGAAUCAGUUUCUGAAAUACAAGGAAGUGGAACUGAAAACAUGAAUCAGUCCAAAUGGACGGGAAGCUGUGAGGAUGGUGACGAGGAGGAAGAUGAAGAACAGUUUUCAAAUCUCAUGGAGAAGCUGGGUGCGAACAAGGCCUUAGAAGAUGAGAAUGAUUUGAAGAAACUCUGGUCAAAGCUGAGGAAAGACGAGCCUUGUUUACUUUCCAGUUUUGAAGAAUUCCUGGCAAGAGUUUUCUCUCAGCUUCAAGAAGCUGACCACGAGAAGAAUGCACUGGAGUCUGCCCUGAGAAAGAAAAUUGCUGCCUAUGAUGAAGAAACUCAGUACCUGUAUGAAGAAAUGGAACAGCAGAUCAAAAAUGAGAAAGAGAAAUUCCUCCUGAAAGACACUGAAAGAUUUCAAUCACGAAGACAGGAUCUGGAGCAAAAACUUGCAGUGAAAGAGCAGGAACUGGAACAACUGGCUCAGAAACAGAAAAGUUUGGAGAGACAGUGUAAAGAGCUGCACAGUGACAAGCAUGAGACCAAAGUGGAGAAUACCAGGCUGAAGCUCACCAACCAAGAACUUCACAAAGAUGUGGAGAGAACAUCCCAGGAGUUAGUUAUUGCCCAGCAACAGUUGCAGAUGCUGCAGGAUGAGGCCAAAAUACUGCAGGAAGAAAAGGAAAUAGAGGUCUACAGAGUGACAGAAGCUUUGCAGAGGGAGAAAUCAGGUCUUCUGAAGCAGCUGGAUUUCUUAAGAGAAAGGAACAAAUAUCUAAAAGAUGAACGUGACAUGUGUUUACAGAAAUGUAGGAAGAGCGUUCCGACUGCCAGCAGGAUACAAAGGUCAGGGUCAGUCAUUGGCAAAUAUGUGGAGGCCAAAGUUUCACUCAAGAGCCAGUCUUCAGAGGAAGAUGAUACAGUUAGCGUCUCAAGAAGAAGAGAUUCCUUUGCCUUGAAUGGGCACAUUUCAUUAGAUUCUGACUCUACUACUGAUGCACGACUGACUAAAAAAAAGCACCUCCAAAGGAUAAUAUCAAUUGAAGAAGAUCAUCUGCCACAGCUUCUUGAUAGGUCAGGAGAUGGGCAGCUCACUAAAUGGCCAGAAGAAGAGGAAAAUGGUUCACCAGAAACAGAAAUGGACAGAAUCCAGAUAAAACCCUCUUCUGAACCUUCCUCUCCCAGAGGACAACCAGUGGGGACAGAAGCACUGUCAAAUGAGAAGCGGACAUAUUCUGCCCCAGAUCGUUUAUUCAAGAUUGUUUUUGUGGGCAAUUCGAGCGUGGGAAAGACUUCCUUUUUAAGGAGGUUCUGUGAAGACCGUUUCUCCCCCGGCACUGCUGCUACUGUAGGUGUGGAUUACAGAGUGAAAACAAUGACAGUGGAUAACAGCCAGGUGGCGCUGCAGCUCUGGGACACGGCUGGGCAAGAAAGGUAUCACAGCAUUGCCAAGCAGUUCUUCCGAAAAGCUGAUGGUAUCAUUGUGAUGUAUGACAUAACAGAAAGAAACACAUUGACAGCUGUGAAGCAGUGGUUGGUGAGCAUCGAGGAGGCAACAGGGGAGAACAUUCCUGUCCUUUUGCUGGGUAAUAAAACUGAUAAUGAAAAAGAACGGGAAGUCCCCUAUGGAUCAGGAGCGCAUCUAGCCAAGGAGUAUGAUUUAAUUUUCUACGAAUGCAGCGCCUUGUCUGGUCACAACACCAGUGAGUCUGUACUUCAUUUGGCAAGGAUUUUAAAAAAACAAGAAGACAAAGUGAAGGAGAAGACUGUUCAGCUGCAUCAAGGUUUUAAGAAAAAGCCAUGUUGUUCCAGACAGUAG